Messenger RNA from Medicago truncatula (barrel medic), 672 nucleotides. Its product is annotated as 60S ribosomal protein L37a. Gene Ontology annotation, biological process: translation. The transcript has 5 exons. The record is from RefSeq and is a predicted model, not a curated record. Gene Ontology annotation, molecular function: structural constituent of ribosome. Bases 151 to 429 code for a protein of 92 amino acids. Gene Ontology annotation, cellular component: ribosome. Lineage: Eukaryota; Viridiplantae; Streptophyta; Magnoliopsida; Fabales; Fabaceae.
UUAAUCGGAUUUGUACCCGACCCACGAAGCUACCCGCCCAUUCACCCAACGCGGAUCUGUAUAAAAAAGGUGAGAUAUCAUAGAGAAUUAGGGUUUCUCUGCUUGUUUCAUUCCAUACCAUAGCUCACACCUCCUUCGAUCUCUGUAAAAAUGACUAAGAGAACAAAGAAGGCUGGCAUCGUUGGCAAAUACGGUACCCGUUAUGGUGCUAGUUUGCGUAAGCAGAUUAAAAAGAUGGAAGUCAGUCAGCACAGUAAAUUUUUCUGUGAAUUUUGUGGAAAGUAUGCUGUGAAGAGAAAGGCUGUAGGAAUAUGGGGAUGCAAGGAUUGCGGUAAAGUGAAAGCAGGCGGAGCUUACACUUUGAACACUGCAAGUGCUGUGACUGUUCGGAGCACCAUCAGGAGGCUGAGGGAACAAACUGAAAGUUAAGCUACAAGCUCUUGAUACUAGCUUCUUCUUUAAAUUAAGUUUAGCUGAUUUUUGCUGAGAACUACAUUGAUUGUACUCAAGUUAAACUUCUAUUUUGAGUUCUAUCUGAGAUGAUUUUAAUAUUAAUAGUUUGCUACUCUUCAUGUUAGAGCAAGUACCUUUGUUGUUUCCUUUCAUUAUCUGCAAACACCUAAUAGAUUCUUUCGAUGCUUGUCAAUCUAAAGAUUAGUUGCCUAGUGUUUA